AUGGCAUCCGGGUCCGCGGACAAGAAGGCGGACAAGAAGGUAGAAAAGUCCUAUCUCGCGUCCGCCGUGGACUCGAUCAAUCCGUGGGCCGGAAGCCGCAGCACGACUCCCACACCUAAAGACCGCCAACCCGCGCCAGUUCCCCCGAGCACGGGAGACCAUGUAACAAAUCCAUUCUAUGGGCAGACAUCAGGGCGGUAUCCGUCAGAUUGCCCGCCAUUGAAAGUGCAAUGGUUCCAUGCAGUAGAUAUCCCGAAGCGCAAGCCAAAGUUCAUGUCAACCAAAACCAACGAGGAUUCAAAGCCAGCCCCGCCCAAGAAAUACGUCUCGUUUUCCGUCGAGGACUCUCGUGCCAUCGAAACUGCGUACCAGGCUAAACUCAAGGAACUCGAAGAAGACAGAGGUCAAAGCAUUGGGCCCGACGGUGUCCACGCUGUAAUCAAGCGACCGAGGGCAAUAUCCUCGGUAGGGGAGCAGGAUGACGACUUGGCUGCCUCUUAUACGAGCGUUCCGGUUAACGAGGAUUUUCUCUUCGAUGUUACCCUCGAGAAUAGAGAGCUUGCGCCUAUCUACUGGGAGGGCCCCACGUAUGAUGUUCGCCGUGGAAGUUGGUUCUAUCAGGAGGGGUCCGCACUGCGUCCUUGUGAAGAGAACCUAGCAGCUCAGCUUGAAGAAGGGUACCUCAAGACAAAGCCCUGGAAAUACCCGACUAGAUCGCGCAGCAACUCCGUAUCCAAAUCAGCCGUCCCGAAAACGCCGGGUGAGAAUCCGCAACCGGCUCCCGAAACUUCGCAGGAGGUCGUGAAAAAGGAUGCGGUCCUUCCGCAGCACCAACCCCAGACGUACCGUCUCUUCGGAGCGUACAUGAACAGCGUGGUUACGUAUCAGGAUACGGCGACUGCUUGGCUAUCCUCCGACAGCAUGCUUUCCUGGGUCACAUCCACAAUGUAUGAACGAUUUGCGGGUGGCGGUUAUAUGAGCGGUGUCAAGCUCGUUCGGGGAUACGCCGAGACCAAGAAAGCAAAAGAGGAAAAGAGACCCACGACUCCAGAAGGCACCCGCUCGGCGUCGAAGGAGCGGCAAGACAAGCAAUCCAAGGCGCUCAAAAGACGUUCCGCACCUCCUUCUAGCUCAGAAGCACGAUCCGGAGAGUCGGUGGAGGAUGACGAUCUUGAAAACACUCGAAACCGGCUGACUCGCCAACUUUCGAACCUGAUGGAAGGGGUUGAGGGCUCUGAAGGCGAAGAAGAAGCUAUACGCGAACGUGAAGAGAAAGAAAUCCUAGGGGACUACAAUGCAAGAGUGGACGAUAACCAAGGCCGAGAGAUUGAGCACCUCGUGCUUGUCACACACGGGAUUGGGCAGCUGCUCUCGCGCAGGAUGGAAAGCAUCAACUUUGUCCACGAUGUCAACGUAAUGCGCAAAACAAUGAAAGGGGUUUAUUCCGCUUCCGCAGAUCUCCGGGCCCUCAACUCGGAAAUUGAGGAGCCCGGUCUCGGAAACUCGCGUGUCCAGGUUCUGCCAGUCAACUGGCGUCAUCUCCUCGACUUCCCUAAGCGCAAACCGAAGCGGGGAGAACACGACCUGGGUGAGAUCAUAGAUGAUGAAGAUGAUUACCCGUCACUAGAAGACAUUACGGUUGAAGGAGUGGCAUUUGCAAGGUCACUCAUAUCCGAUCUUGCCCUCGAUGUUCUCCUGUACCAAAGUGCUUACCGGGAACAAAUCGUUGAGAUUGUGCUCCGGGAAUCCAACCGUAUCUACAAGAUUUUUAAGGAGCGCAACCCCGAAUUCAACGGGAAGGUGCACAUUGUCGGCCACUCGCUGGGCUCGGCCAUCAUGUUUGACAUUCUUUGUCGACAAAAGGAGAAAUCUAGCGCUAUUGAGCCACUGAGAAACCCCCUUCAUGGCCGGACCUCUUCCACCGACCAGUUCGAGCCCAGCGAGCCGAAAGAUCUGGCGUUCGAUUUCGACGUGGAAGAUUUCUACUGCCUUGGAUCUCCAGUUGGCCUGUUCCAGAUGCUCAAAGGCCGCACCAUUUCCGCUCGGAAUCACCCCAACGCGAUGCCAUCAGAAAGCCCUCUCAACCCGGACUACAUGGAUGACCCAUUCCUCAAUAUCCCACCUCAGACGUUUGCCAAUCAGCGUAUCUCACCGGUUACCGGCCUCCCAUUCAACGUUUCAUCGCCCAAGAUCGGCCAACUCUUCAACAUUUUUCACCCAUCCGACCCCAUCUCCUACCGGCUCGAGCCGCUUAUUUCCCCAGUCAUGACAACGCUCAAGCCCCAGGUGCUACCGUACACUAAAAAGAGUAUUUUCAACGCCGUCGCUCCCCAGGGGCUCACGGGAAUUGGGGCCAAGAUUGGGCAAAACGUCUCGGGCCUAUGGAGCAGCUUCAGCGCCGGGAUCGCCAGCAACUUGCUCAACCGGAGUCUCGGACUCAGCAACGAGGAUGUUGCCAAGAUCACCGCAUCUCAACAGCAACAGCAACAGAAGCAACAAGAGCAACAACAAUCACUUCGCCCUCAAAGCCGCGGUGCCGGAACCAAUCUCUCGGCCGGUGUCGUGGCAGACGAGAAAGCUCUCUCAGAGGCAGAACGCAGUGAAAAGACAGCUGAACGGAUGCUCCAGCUAGCCAGCGGUGCCGCUAACGGCGGGGGGUCCGGCACCCUGAUCGAUGACGAAUUGGAAACUCUGUUCAGUCGGUUCCAAAAGAGCCGGAUAGACAAUAUGGAGGGCAAGGCGGAUGGCAAGGGCAAGGGCAGGACCAGAGGAUCAGGAUCUAGCACGUCCAGCGACACGGUCAGGCUAAGCCGGGAGAAGUGGCGGGAGGAGGAAAAGAAGGCACAGAGGUUACGGCGGGAAGAAGGGAAGAUUCGGGCGCUGAACCAGAACGGGAGGGUGGAUUAUUGCAUUCAAGAGAGUGUAUUGGACUUCAAUCCCAUCAACACCAUUGCGUCGCACAUGAGCUAUUGGGCGGAUGAGGAUGUCAGUCAUUUUAUGUUGUCACAAAUGUUGUCAGGCAAGGGACGGUCUCCGAGGGGUUAG
Molecule: messenger RNA, 3045 nt
Organism: Dichotomopilus funicola
Lineage: Eukaryota; Fungi; Ascomycota; Sordariomycetes; Sordariales; Chaetomiaceae
Product: DDHD domain-containing protein
Exons: 5
Coding region: 1-3045 (1014 amino acids)
Cellular component (GO): cytoplasm
Molecular function (GO): metal ion binding; glycerophospholipase activity
Source: RefSeq, a predicted model, not a curated record